CUGCCGCUCCUCCUAAGGGAAGUAGCGCCGCCAUUUUCUCUGGCGGACUAAAGUGAGUGUCGCGGCCGUGCGUGGGGGUAAACGAGUUUAGUUAAGCUCUAACGUUGCCGAUCAGGCCUCGCAAGCACAUCUCAACAGUCAAACUUCAUUCUGUUCCGUUCGAAAGCUUAAACUAAAAUGAGUGGCUGUCGGGUCUUCGUUGGACGUCUAAGUCCACAUGCUCGGGAGCGAGAUGUGGAGAAAUUUUUCAAGGGAUAUGGCCGUAUACGUGAAAUCAAUCUGAAAAAUGGCUUUGGUUUUGUGGAAUUCGAGGAUCACAGAGAUGCAGAUGAUGCUGUUUAUGAACUGAAUGGUAAAGAACUGUGUAAUGAAAGGGUUACAAUUGAACAUGCCAGAGCCCGAAGAGGGGGUAGAGGCAGAUAUCCGCAACGGUUCAAUUAUUACCAAUCCUAUGGGGGUGGAUCUAGCCAGUAUGGUCCGCCUCUUCGUACUGAACACAGGCUUAUAGUUGAAAAUCUUUCUUCACGCGUUAGCUGGCAGGAUUUGAAAGACUUCAUGAGAAAGGCUGGAGAAGUUACUUUUGUAGAUGCUCACAGAAACAAUCCAAAUGAAGGUGUGGUGGAGUUUGCAUCAUCUAGUGACAUGAAGAGUGCAUUGGACAAGUUGGAUGGCAGUGAGUUGAAUGGACGCAGAAUUAAACUAAUUGAAGAUCGCAAAAGGCGCAGAAGCAGGUCCCGUUCACGAAGUUACUCACGAUCUCGCAGCAAGUCUAGAUCUGCAAGAUCUUCCAAGUCGACCAGCAAGUCUCGUUCUCGAAGCCGCACACCUGAAAAGAGGGGCUCUCGAAGCCGUACACCUGAAAGGAAGGGCUCUGAGAAAAACCACCACUCUGGCCCACAGAAUUCCUCUCCGUCUCCUCCCCCAGCCAAGAAGAGGUCUCGGUCUAGAUCAAGCUCUGCUGAAAGCCGCAGUUAAGGUAUUUUGGGAGGUGUAUAAAUAUUUCAUUUCUAAGUAAAAUUUUCUACAAGCCUGAAUAAGAUGCAAAUAGGGUGGGGCGGGAUAAUUCAUCAGGUGAGCAUAGACCUCUGAAGAGUGGAUGUAAACUUGCCCUCUUAAUAGAGUUAGGUAAAUUGUAACCAAUAAUAAAAAAAUUUAAAUCGUCAAAUUAUAAUUACCCACAUGUACUAUGUACUUCUGUAGGUGAAGCCUUACUGACUAAAGCAGCGCAGAUUGGAGUUUUGUCCUUGUUGUUGAAUGUGAUGAACUUAAGACAUGGACUGUGGUGCCACUUUUCAGAGUCCUUUGGCUGUGCUUCUUGUUUGCACAUAGAUUAUCUUCUAGUUAGCAUCAAGUAAACCACCAUGGACAGUUCAGCUAUUACCAUGCAGUUUUGAGAAGCCCCAUGUACCUUGUCAAUGUACAGUUACUCUCCUGUGCACUACUAAAGGGUAUCUGGAUUGUGAAUGAAUAAUUUUGUUUAUUCUUAACUAGUAUUUACAUGAAGAGUAGCAAAGUGGGGAAUGUGUUUAAUAUGUUAUCUGGUUAAGCAGAUUCUGCUGCAAAUUUUUAAAUGCUACUUUAGAAUAAACCCUGGUCAAUAAGUGCAUCUUCUGCAUCAAGUUCCAUCUGGAUAGGGUGCAAAGUUUCACAACUCACUUCAUGAUAUAAAGAAAUGAUUCAGACAGAACAGAGACUUCAAUACAGCAGCUUAGAAUAUUUAGCCUGCUGUCUUGAGGGCCUCAUUUUACAGGGAAGUCCUUUAGAAAUUAAAAAUACACCAGUUUUACUGAAAUUUCAAGUUUUUUAUUUUAAUAUUGCAGAGAACAUUGUUUCUAUAUGGCUGCCAGAGUGCGACACUAAAUACUGCAGGUACAUGUGGUAUCAGAAGCAGUAAAUUGUCAAAUUAAAUAGGGGAGGAUUGUUUUCAAACUGUCAAGACAAUUUCCAGUAAAGCUUUAAUGUGAUGUGAAUUUAUUAAUGCUAAAGUGUAAAAGGGCAUUUUCCUUAGGUUUACAAAACAUGAUUUUGAUUUUGUUAGUAAAUAGUACUCUGUUAAUCUUUAACAACUUUGUGAUCACUAAACUAUCUGGCUUCCACAUAACUUAAUGAGGGAAUCUGCUUGAAAUAUUUGUAAACUGAACCCUAAAAUGUUUAAAUGUAUUGAUGUGGUACAGUAAAUACAAUAAAUGUUUCUCCCCUGCUUACUGCAGCUUCAGCGGCCUUCUUGUGUUGCUCAUUAAAGCUAAGUUUGUAAACUUUCUUCUUUGUUAGCAACAGUUUUAUUUUCAAUAAAAUUGAUACAUAAUGAAA
This is a messenger RNA of Rhineura floridana, 2310 nucleotides long. RefSeq names its product serine/arginine-rich splicing factor 5-like. Gene Ontology annotation, cellular component: ribonucleoprotein complex; cytoplasm; nucleus. The transcript has 9 exons. Lineage: Eukaryota; Metazoa; Chordata; Lepidosauria; Squamata; Rhineuridae. Gene Ontology annotation, molecular function: mRNA binding. The record is from RefSeq and is a predicted model, not a curated record. Bases 178 to 975 code for a protein of 265 amino acids.